Molecule: messenger RNA, 757 nt
Organism: Erigeron canadensis
Lineage: Eukaryota; Viridiplantae; Streptophyta; Magnoliopsida; Asterales; Asteraceae
Product: MLP-like protein 423
Exons: 2
Coding region: 109-567 (152 amino acids)
Biological process (GO): abscisic acid-activated signaling pathway; defense response
Molecular function (GO): signaling receptor activity; abscisic acid binding; protein phosphatase inhibitor activity
Source: RefSeq, a predicted model, not a curated record
GCUUAUUCUUCAUACCAUCACUAGACUUUUCAAUCACCACCAAAUUCUAAUAUUUCAAUUCUCUUUUGACUUUUGACUUUGACUUGUAUAUUCUUCAUCAAUUAACUAAUGGCAACCAUAGGGAAGCUUGAGGUUGAAGUGAAAGUGAAGUCAGGUGCAGAUAAAUUUUGGAAAACCAUCCUUGAAUCCACCGACAUCUUCCCUAAAGUCUGCGCUGAUCUCUACAAAAGUGUUCAAAUUCUUGAAGGUGAUGGAAAGAGCGUUGGAUCCAUUCGCUUGGUUAACUUUGCCGAAGGGUCACCAAUUGUAAAAUCAGCAAAAGAAAAGAUUGAAGAAUUUGAUGAAGCCAACAAGAAAGUGGCAUAUAGUGUGAUUGAUGGGGAUAUGAUGCAAUAUUACAAGAGUUUCAAGGCUAGCCUUGAGGUGAUUCCUGAGGAAGAAGGAAGCCUUGUGAAAUGGGCUUGUGAAUUUGAGAAAGCAAGUGAAGAGGUUCCUAAUCCUGACAUGAUCAGAGACUUUGCUGCCAAGAAUUUCAAGGAUAUUGAUGAUUAUCUCCUUAAAGCAUAGACUGCAACUACUAUGUGUGUGUGUGUUAUGAACUUAUGAUCAGUUAAGCGCGAUUUUGAAAACCAAGGUUAUGAUCAGUCGGUUCUUGUUUGCAAUAAAUUAUAAAUUGCAGAGUCAUGUAAUGCAUUCACCAAAUUAGUUGUGCUCCAUCUAAAUAAUAUAUAUGAAUGAAUAAAUGUGUUCCUUUCCA